CGGAAACUAGAUUUUAGGGUUCUACCCAACACUAGGGUUUUAGCGAGGCCGGAGCCGGAGGCAUGGCGCGGGACUGCCUGGUUCAUGUCACGACUGGCGUCGCUGUUGGAGGCGCAGUGGGCGGAGCUCUAGGUGCUGUGUAUGGAACAUACGAGGCGUUUCGGUUCAAGGUUCCAGGGAUGUUUAAAGUACGCUAUGUUGGACAGACUACGCUAGGAAGCGCCGCGGUGUUUGGACUGUUUCUGGGUGUAGGAAGCUUGAUUCACUGUGGAAGAUAGAUUCCAAAAAGGAAAGAUGGAUGGAUUCUCCACAUCUCUUGUUCUGUAUUUAUUCGUAGUGGGGCUUGUUUCUUUCGUUCUUUUUUCUUCGCGGUCCGUGAGCUCCAUCCAUAGAGCGAGCGAGGCCGACACAUUUUGGUAAAUCUUUCACACAUUGGGAAUAAGAUUAUCAAACGCCUUGGUAAA
This is a messenger RNA of Selaginella moellendorffii, 464 nucleotides long. RefSeq names its product reactive oxygen species modulator 1. The transcript has 4 exons. Lineage: Eukaryota; Viridiplantae; Streptophyta; Lycopodiopsida; Selaginellales; Selaginellaceae. Bases 63 to 278 code for a protein of 71 amino acids. Gene Ontology annotation, cellular component: TIM23 mitochondrial import inner membrane translocase complex. Gene Ontology annotation, biological process: protein insertion into mitochondrial inner membrane; protein import into mitochondrial matrix. The record is from RefSeq and is a predicted model, not a curated record.